Molecule: messenger RNA, 9356 nt
Organism: Heteronotia binoei (common prickly gecko)
Lineage: Eukaryota; Metazoa; Chordata; Lepidosauria; Squamata; Gekkonidae
Gene: ZNF318
Product: zinc finger protein 318
Exons: 10
Coding region: 13-8418 (2801 amino acids)
Biological process (GO): positive regulation of DNA-templated transcription; negative regulation of DNA-templated transcription
Cellular component (GO): nucleoplasm
Molecular function (GO): zinc ion binding; nucleic acid binding
Source: RefSeq, a predicted model, not a curated record
CGUCGCGCGCGCAUGCGUACAUACAGCUGUGUUGGGGCGGUCGGUGCUGGGGAGGGAUUGAAUGCGGCCUCCGGCGCUACGGUAGCCAUGUACCGCUCUAGCAGCGGCCGUUCGAGCCUGUCGUCCUCUAGCCGGUCCAAAGAAAGCAGCAGCUCGGGCUCUCGCAGUUCCCGCUCCGGCACCUCCACGUCAGGCUCGACUCGAGGCCGCAGCCCGCGCCGCUCGCGCUCGCCCUCUCCCCGGGGCCGCCGCCACCGCUCGCCCUCCAGCAGCCGCUCGUCUCGCCGCUCGCCGUCUCCGCGCCGCAGUCGGGUGCGCUCUCCGUCCGGGGGCAGCCGGAGCCGCCGCGGAUCCGAGCAGCGGGACGGCAGCUUGAGCCGGAGACGCUCUCCAGGCCGGCAAUCUCGUUCUCCAGGUCAACACUCUCCAAGUCGACACUCUGAAUCAUCAGUAGAACAGAGUUUGCGGAUCACCGUUGGCAAUGACCACUAUGGCAUUGACACCCCAGAGCAAAGGAGACUGUCUGAUAGACUAGGCUCACCAGUUGAUAGCCUAAGUGAUGUGGAAAGGGAUGACCUGGCUGAAGGUCCAAUAUUUAGCAGAGGCCUUUCACAUCCUCAGAGCCUAGAGCAAUACUCCUCUCAUGAGGACAGUCCUCCUAGUCCUUACAGUAUGAGACACGACGAGGACUAUCGCAGUAGGGAAGUUUUUCUUCACCAGUCAGAGUAUAGCAUGAACUAUGACCAUCUACAGGAUAUAUCGAGAGAACCCGAUAGGGAUGGUGAAUUACUUAGGAAGUCCUUAUAUCAAUCAGAGGAGAGAGGAAGAGAGUCAAAGCGCCUUCGAUAUGACAGAGAGGACAGACUGCUUGCUGUGAAUGUGGAGCAUCAAAGUUUCUUGCCGGGAACACGAAAUUACCGUAAAAGAAGUCUCAGUAGAAGCCCAAGCCCAGUAUAUGAAGACUUCAGGGAGCUUGAAAGUGCUAGGAGAAAAAGAGAAGAGGAGGAGCUGAGCAGAAAUUCCAGUCAAGAUCUUCCUGGCAGUGGCUAUGUGAUCCCUGGCUUGACUAACCCUGUGCAGUCCUCUGAACCUCGUUACCUUUAUAGACCUGAUGAAGCACCAGCAAUGCCAAAAAAAUCAAUCCUAAAGAAACGAGUGGAUGAUUCCUCUGUGCAGCCUGAAGUGUUUUCUAGCAGAUCUGGCUCUGUCAAAGAACUCCCUCUUCAUUCACAUCCUCCUCCUUUGCCCCAGCGUAGCAACACUACUCCUUUUUCAGCUGAAGUGGAAAAUUUCCUCAAACGUUUCAACAAAAAUGCGGUUGCAGAGUCUGCAAACAAGGACUCUCAAGCCAGUGUACAUGACUGGAGACCGUUUUCUGGCCUACAGCAAACUGCUUUCCCCUCUGAACAGAAUUUUGGGAGUUUUUUGAGACAAAAGGACUAUCAGGAGUCUGCAGCAGGGUCUGCAGAUCGGCAAAGUGACUUCCUGCUUCCUCAUGAAAGAGCCAGCCAGGAUGGGAGUGGCUUUUCACGCAUUCUGGGAAUGAUGGCAGAUUCUACUAGUGCUCAAGAGAAGAGAAGACGCAGCUUUCCUGAUAUUGAGGAUGAAGAGAAAUUUCUUUAUGGUGAUGAUGAGGAUGACUCUAAAAUCAACUCACCUUCUACUGAAAACCUAACAUUGAGUGGGAAAGAACCUGUAAGCCAGAAACCAAGUUCCUCAUCUUCUCCUACUCAGUCUGUAAAACCAGACACUUCGGAAGAGUCCAGACCAGAGUAUGAGAAGAUCCAUGAUUUGCUCAAAACUAUUGGUCUUGACAUUGGGGUUGCUGAAAUUGGCAAGCUGGCUGCCCGAACACAGGAACGACUCCAUGGGAAAAAAACAUCACGUUCUCCUGAUUGUCGUUCAGCAGUUUCCCAUAAACCAGACUCUAGGGAGAUGCGCCGCAGUCGAAGCAAUACUCGUUCUCCAGAAUCAAACCAGAAGUGCUCUUUGUCACCCUCUGGUUCUUUUUCUUCAUCUAAAGAGCAGUCCUCUGUUUCAGAAUUGGAGCACUCUAAAUGCAAAACACAAGGGCACAAUAAUUCUUCUGGCACGCCAGAGCGAUCUGUUCCCCCAGUAUCUCUAAUUCCAUCUGCACCACCUCUUCCUAAUUUACCACCUACUCCCAACCCCAUGUCUCAGUAUUCGGUAUCACGCUUUUCUCCAUUCACCCAAAACUAUCCAACUCCCACAAUGGCCCCUCCUGGCUAUGAUGCUUAUGGACACUAUAUGGCAUAUGCAGCAUCUGGCUGGCCCAUGUAUGCUCCUUCUCAGCAGUCUGAUCCUGCAAUUUCAGAUGUACAUGGGCUUGUCUCACUAACAGUGCCCCCAAAUCCUACGCGGCCAAACCUCAGAGUUAUUGAGACAGUUUCCACUGGCAAGGGGACUCCCGAAAUCAAGAGAGAUGAGUCUGUGCUUGUGCAAAUCCCCACCACUCCUACUUACUCCAGAUUACUCCCUCAUCUAUCUCAGUCUUCUCUCAGAGGUCCUAUAGAAAGAAUGUCUGAUGAAAAAAAUCGGGCUUCUCAGAAGCAAAAGGUAAUAGAAGAAAGAGAGAAACUGAAGGUUGAACAGGAAGCACGACAGAAGAAACUGCACUAUCUGAGGACUGAGUUGGAUAGACUCUCUAAACAACAAGGAGAGAUGUUACGGAAGAAACGUAGGGAGAAGGAUGGUCAUAAAGAUCCCCUGCUAGUGGAAGUAAAUCGACUACAGGAGAACAUUGCAAAGGAGAUCACACAGCUGCAGAUAGUGACUGAAGCAGCAGAGAAGAAACAGUCUGAGCUUGACAAGGUUGCUCAGAUACUUGGGAUUAACAUUUUUGAGAAAUCCCGGAAACCAUCUGCAGAAAAUAAAGAUUCCACAGAGAAAAACAAGUCAGAGAAUACAAGAAGUCAGGAGAAAACGUCCAGCUCAAACAAGGAUUCAAAAGCAACUAAUGACAAGCCCAGGGGUAGGAGUCCCAAGCCAACAGAAUCAUGUUCACAGCCAUCCAAACUGCAGUUCCAGUUGGGCAGUAUCUAUGACUAUUAUGACACAGGAAACCAUUGGUGCAAGGAUUGCAAUACCAUCUGUGGGACCAUGUUUGAUUUCUUCACACACAUGCAUAAUAAGAAGCAUAGGCAGACCCUGGAUCCAUACAACAGACCAUGGGCUUCAAAGACUCAAAGUGAAACAAAGCAGGACCCCAUGAAACGCAUUGACAAAAUACCUCUUCCUGCAAAAGGUUCUGAAUUUCUGAUCCCAGUUACUGGCUAUUACUGCCAGCUCUGCCAUGAAUUUUUUGGUGACCAGAUAUCUGCAGAACAACACGUGAAAAGUCAUCCACAUAAUGAGAAAUAUAAGAAAUAUGUGGAUGAGAAUCCGCUCUAUGAAGAAAGGAGAAACCUGGACCGUCAAGCAGGAUUGUCUGUGAUUCAAGAAACAGAACGUAGACUGAAACGGAAACAGUGUGAAAAACAGAAAGAGGAUAGAGAUGAAAAGAAUGCAAAAGUGGCAAGAAAAGAGGAAUCAAACCCUACCAAAGAAUUAGGAGAAGAAAGUGAUGAAAAUGAGAUUAAUAAAAGGAAAGAAGAUUCCGAUAGCCAGAAAUUUGGAAUAAAGCUUAAAUUGAAGAAGGAUAACAAAGAGGUUGAGAAAAAGGAAGGGAAGAAAGAGGAAUCCCAAAAGGACUCAAGACAGUCAUCUUUUGGAAAGUUUAGCUGGAGGAAAGCUGAAAAAGAGGAUAAAAAUCCAGGCAAAGAUGUAGCUUCCCCUAAAGAGGAAUGUACUGAGGAAGGCAAAGAUAAAGAAAGCAAGUCUCAAUCUGGAAAAUCAAAUGCAAAGCCUAUUGCAAUUAAGUUGUCUGGGAAAACUGUUAUACCGCACACUAGCCCAUGGACACCAGUUGUUUCAACUUCAUCACAAGCAAAAAUUCGGCCAAAUUUACCAGUUCCUGUAAUGGUUCUCAGGAAGUCUGCAACUGCAACAGUCAGCAAGCCAGCACCAUUAAACACAUUCUUAUCUAUAAAAUCCUCAGGUGCCACUACCAAGCCACUCCCUGUUGUAAAAGAGGGUAAUCCAGAACUUGUUCUCCCUCCAGAUAUUAUUUCAAAGGCAUUUGGAGGAGAAGUAGUCAUUUUAAAGGGCUCCCAGGAUAAUGUAAAAUUACCAGAACAGGCAGAGACUCAGGUACAGGAGGCUGAAAGUGUGACAAAAGCUGUGGAACAGGCAAAGGCUUCAGAACAUGUAAAGGCAAGUAUGGAAAAGGUACAGGAGCAGGCAAUGCUGGUGGCAAAGGCACAAGCAAAAGCACGAGAACUUGCAAUAAUGGCAAAAGAACAAGAGGUUGCAAGACUGCCAAAAAUGCCAGAACAACCUCAUGUUUUUGAACGACCGCAUCGUCGUCCUCCUCUACUCCCACUGCCACCACGACCACCACUAUCAAUGUUACCACCUCGGCCAUCACCACUGCUAUUUCCACCUCCACCUCUGCUGCCACCAAAACAGACACCACUCAUUCUGGCAGAUGACAUGGCUCCAGGUGUAUCUGAGGAUGAUAAAAACAUACUGGCAAUGCCUAUGUGCCCACGACCCUUACCUCCACCAACUGUUUUUAAAGACCAUGCUAAAAAAAUGGAGAAAAAGAAUACAUGCCUGGCUGCAGGUAAUGCUAAAGAUCUUUAUGACAUUUUUUACAACAACAGUGGAAGAAGUCCAGCUGAUAAGCCUGUGAGUUCUGUAGUUUCAGAUAAAGGAAAAUUAAAUCCUGUGGAGAAAGAGAGAAGUACAAACUUAGUGGCAGAUUCUAAACCAGACAUCCAUUCUUCCAUACAAGAAACUCUGCAGAAGGUAGAUAGUUCUUCAGAUGUUAACAAAAUCUCUGUAUCUGAGGGAACCCCAGAAACUGAAGUAGUGAAAGCAGAGGAAGUUUGGGCAGCUUCUGAAGAAAAUUUUGAAAUUGCAACUAGUGUUGAAAGCGAAUCACAGAAAAUCUCUUCGCUAGAUUUACAAAAUACAUCAAAACAUAGGGAAAAAGUACAAUCUAAUGAUCUUCAAUCAAGUGCUUCUGUUUCCCUUCAGAAUGAGCUAGGAAUGGGAACCACUGCUUCAUCAGAAUUCAGUAACAGAUCAUCAGAGGCUGGGAGAGCAGAAUCAACAGUACAGAUACUGAAUAGAAGUGUUCUUCCUUUUGAAGAAGUUAGCAAGAAACCUAAAGAGACUGAAUCUGCAGAGGUAGCCAUGCAGUUGUCAACUCUUCCUUUGCAAGUUGUUAGCAAUAAACUAACACAGUUUGAAAUUUCAGAAUUCACCUUGUCAUUGCCAAAAAGCACUCCUCCUCUGGAAGAAGUUAACAAGAAUCUAUCAGAGUUUCAGACAGCAGUGUUUAUUUCACCUGAUAAUAAAUUAACCUCAUCAUCAUCAGAAGAUAAAACUCUUCCUUUGCAAGAUGUUAGCAAAACCCCCAUAGAGCUUGAGACUACAGUGUUCGCCAUGGGUUUUCCAGAAAGCAGUAUGCCUCCUGUUCAGGAAGAAGUUAGCAGGAAUUCAUCAGAACUUCAGACAGCAGUGGUUACGUCUUCUGAUAACAAAGCAGCCACACCACCAUCAGAAGAUAAAGCUUGUUCUUCACAGGAUGUUAGCAAGAAACCUGUAGAACUUGAGACUGUGGAGUUCAUCAUGGAGUUGCCUCUUCUGGAAGAAGUUAGCAGGAAUCCAUCAGAACUUCAGAAAGUGGUGUCUGAAUCUUCAGAUAAUGAAUUAGCCACAUUUUCAGAAGAUAAAGCUCUUUCUAUGCAAGAUGUUAGCAAGAAACCAGUAGAACCUGAGACUCCAGAGUUCACCGUGGUGUUGCCAACAAGUGGUACUCCUUUUCUGGAGGAAAUUAACAGUUCAUCAGGGCUUCAGACAGCAGUGCUUAUGUCUUCUGAUAAUGAAGCAGCCAUACCCUUGUCAGAAAAUAAAGCUCUUACUUUGCAAGAUGUUAGGAAGAAACCUGUAGAGCUUGAGAUGCCAGAGUUCACUGUGGUGUUGCCAACAAGCAGUACUCCUCUUCUCGAAGAAAUUAACAAUUCAUCAGGCCUUCAGACAGCAGUGUUUAUGUUUUCUGAUAAUGAAGCAGCCAUACCCUUGUCAGAAGAUAAAGCUUUUCUUUUGCAAGAUGUGGACAAGAAAUCUACAGAGUCUGAGACUGCAGCGAUAGCUACGAUGUCAGAAAGAAAGGUUUCUCCAUUUGAAGUAAUUAGCAAGACUGCCUUAGAGCUUCAGACAUCAGAGUUUAAAUUUUCUGACAGUAAGGCAUUAGUUGUACAAUUGUCAGGAGACAGUGUUCCUCCUUUAGACCAUGUUAGCAAGAAGCCAUCAGAAUUUGAAAAAAUAGAACUAGCCAUGCAGUUGCCAGAAAGUAAUUGUGCUCCUUUAGAAGAAGAAAGCAAUGAUACAUUACAGCUUGAGAUAGUUGCACUUAAAACUCUUGAUAAUAAAGAGUUGGCUACACCUUUCCCAGAAAACGAGGGUGACUGUAGUAGGGAAACUCUGGCAAUGAUAGAUGUUGACAUGACAGGUGGUGAGGACAGUAAUCAGAAACCACAAGAUCAGCAGAAAAUGGAGGUUCACUGUGAGAUUGAAAACAGUUUGGAGAUGGAAACAGAUGUGUCUGUUUUAGUAAAGAGAGAUGUAGAGAAGAAACAUGUAGACUUAACUGGAUGCCAGUCUAAAAUUAAUCAGGGAGAUCCAGAGUCUCAGUUAUUUGAAAUGCAGGUUGAAACCCACAAGGGGAAAAGGCCUGUUCCGACAGAAAAGAAACAAAUAAAUGAUAGUUCUGAAUUGACAGUUUCUCCUUGGGUUUCAAACAUAUGUGCUCAGAGUCAGCUGGCUUGGGAGCCAACAGACACAUCUGAAGUAAAUGAAGAAAAUUCUCAAGUAGCAGUGACUGGUCAGGAUAAUUCUAAAGAAUCAUCAGUGGCUUUUAAACUUGAAAAUGGGGGAUUUGACAGGCUUGAGUCGGCAUUCAUUGAAGAAAGUCCUCAAGUUUUGGUGGCCCAGAAUGUGGAUCUAGAAUGGAAAACUUUAAAUAAAAGUGAAUCAGAUGCUUUCUGUACUAACAGUAAGGAAGGGGGGUUGUUGACUAACUCCCAACAAAAACCUGGUAAGGACUUUGAUGUAGUCCAUGUCCCUGAAUCAAGAGAGAUGCCAGUUGAGUGCCUGGUUAAUGUAACAACAAGUAGCAUAGGAGAGGAACAUGAAAUUAGCCAGCAGUCACUGAGUUAUGAAACCAAGGAUCUCCAAGUACAGGGAACUGAAGAUCUGGAAAGCAUCUCUUCUUCAAAUGAUGUAGAACUUGGUUCUGGUGUAGAAUUUAUAUUUGUAAAAGAUGGUACACAAGGGCCUUCUAAAUCUACUAUGGAAUUAGGUGGGGAGAAAGGUUCCAUAGAAAAAGAGAGCUUCAGCAGGAUUCCGCCAGUGACUGUCCAAGAGUCAUUAGAUGUUCUCCCAACAGAAAUCAUUGUUGGGCAUCUGGGAGAGGAAGCCCUUUCUUUCACAGGCAUGAAUUCAGAGGUCCUAAAUACUUCAGCGGCUGGUGACUUUGACUUGCACACAACUUACUCAGAACUUAGUUUUGAUCAAUCGGAAACCCUUACUCUGAAUUUAAAUGUGGAACAUGAGAGAGAUUCUUCAAAAUCUAAUGAAAUAAAGUCUACUGAUCCUUCCAGACUGAAACCGCAUCUAGAAUUAGAAACCAUUGAUUUUAGCUUAGGAGAGAUUAAUGUGGACCGUGAUCACCUGGAUAUCCUGCCCUCUGAAAUUCUAACUGAGGAUUCCAUAGAGAGCCCCAAAUUAGAAACUAUUGCACCAAUUUCUUUAGAGUCUAGCAGAACUAUUGAGUUAGGCAUGAACCAGCCAGGGGUUGAAUCAGAAGUGAUUGAUUUUGCUGCACUAACCGCUGGUGAUCAAGAUGAUAAAAUUCGUUCCUUGGUUUCUGAUGUAGCUGACCCACACAUGGUAUCUUCUACACCAAAUGAUGGCAUUGCAGAAACGGGCCUGCCACUCCUCAAAAUGCAGUGCAUGCUGCCAGUUUCUGAAGCCCUGCUGAAAACAGAUAGUAAAAGCAGCACUUCUGAUAUGCUGUCACCGAGUUGUGAUGGCAAAAGUUUACAGAGCCAAACAGCUCAGUACACGGAACCCUGUCUUCCAGAUCCAAAGGAAACAUUUCUAGAAGUGGGGGGCUUAGGUGACGGUGAAUUGUAUGUUGUCAAGAAUGAGAUGCUGACACUUUCAAAGGGGUUAACAAGGAUGGAGGAGGUAGAAAGUAAUGAUAGCAUGUAUGGGGUUAACAGUAAGUUGUCUUCAGCAGUAACCAAAAGCCCUGAAGAGGAUCUGGUAAGUUCAGGCAAAAUUUAAUUCCAGUGCUUGAGCAGCUGUUCUUGAAGUUUUGUAAAUACUGUUUUAACAUGUUGGACAUUCUGCACCUCGCAGUAGAUAUUAGCUAAAGCUUAAACUUUUUUUGCCUCAAGUAAGUAGAUUGCAUACUGUAUUGCAUUGUAUAAAAUAUUUUCUUAUCAAUCUGUUACCAUUUAGUUACUAUUUCUUGCCACUAAAAUUGAAUUUUACAUUUAUAAUGUCUAUUUGGGCUCUGGUUCAUUUGGAGUUUGUUUACUUUGUUUUUUGCUGUUUUGUUUGCACUUUUCUUUGACUUUUAAUGGUCUCUGAUUUACACAGCUUCUAUAAGUAACAUUCCAGUGCAACACUGACAAGCGCAAGGACAACACUUGAGGGAAGUGGAGACUCUUGCUGGUACAUUAAGCUGAAACUUUGAAAUGUUACGCAUGCUUUGUUGCACCAAAUGUAUGAAGAGAUUGUUCUGCAUUUUUCCAUGUCUUUUGACCUGUAAUUACAUUGUUGAAUUGUUCUCUGUAAUCAAGACUGUAAUGCUAUAUUGUAUAAAAUCUUCUGUGGAUGCCAUCUCACUGAACAAAGGAGGGGGAAAAAAGCUGUCGUCUUUUGGAGAAGAAAACUAUUUGGUAAGGUUGUGACCUAACACCUGGACUCUGAAUAUUGAGGUCACUUACAUGAUUUGAAAUCACAUUUGCUUUCAUUGUAUUGUAUACAGUAACUGUUUGUGUUAAAUCAUUUAGCAGUGCCCAACCCAGAAGAAAUAGAAGAACUGAACUUUGGAUUCACUUCAUGUACAUGCCUGAAUCAUCCCCUGAGCCACAAAAUACUGUUGUGUGAAGGUUUCCACAUACAGCUUCUCAAGAGAAAUGUAGUAAAUGUUUGCUUGGAUAUAUGAAAAGGGUUUUUAUCUGUAAAUCUAAAAUAAACCUAUGAUGAUCAAAGCC